Panicum virgatum (switchgrass) is the source of this 1023-nucleotide messenger RNA. Its product is annotated as anaphase-promoting complex subunit 10-like. NCBI's taxonomy places the organism in Eukaryota, Viridiplantae, Streptophyta, Magnoliopsida, Poales, Poaceae. Gene Ontology annotation, cellular component: anaphase-promoting complex. The transcript is spliced from 6 exons. The record is from RefSeq and is a predicted model, not a curated record. The coding region runs from base 46 to 651 and encodes 201 amino acids. Gene Ontology annotation, biological process: protein K11-linked ubiquitination; anaphase-promoting complex-dependent catabolic process.
ACAACCCGUCCAAAAGGUACUCCAACUUUUCCCCUCACCGCGCCGAUGGAAUCAGACGCCGAGGAGGAGGCCGCGGCGACCCCGGCGGCGGCGGCGGGGCCGGCCGCGGGGCGACUGAAGGGAAGCCCGGAGCUGACUGUGGACGCGGACAUGCAAGAGAUGGCUAAGGCGGCCGCGUGGAGCGUCAGCUCCUACAAGGCCGGCAACGGCGUCGCGGCCCUCCGCGACGACAACCUAGACACCUACUGGCAGUCGGACGGCGCGCAGCCACACCUGGUGAACAUCCAGUUCCAGAAGAAGGUGCAGCUGCAGCUUGUUGUGCUCUACGUGGACUUCAAGCUCGACGAGAGCUACACGCCGAGCAAGAUCUCCAUCCGGGCCGGGGAUGGCUUCCACAACCUCAAGGAAAUUAAAACUGUGGAGCUUGCAAAGCCAGUUGGUUGGGUCCAUAUAUCAUUAUCUGGGGCUGAUCCACGAGAAACAUUCAUUCAUACAUUUAUGCUCCAAAUUGCGAUUUUGUCCAAUCACCUAAACGGGCGGGACACUCAUAUCCGACAGAUCAAGAUCUAUGGGCCAAGACCGAAUCCUGUUCCCCACCAGCCAUUUCAUUUUACUUCCAGGGAGUUCAUCACAUACUCCACCAUUAGAUGACAAUCAACAAACCAAGUCGUCAGGAGUCCUCCAUGCUGGAGUUGCCUGCUGAAGAUUGGAGAGAGCUUAUGCAGUUCAGAGUUUAGGUUUGCAAUUGCAAGCUUUGAUCAGUCCAGGCGGGAUUCAACACUUGAAGCAUCUGUCGAAGCCCUAGUUGCCCCUUCAAGCCUCAAACUGGAGAGCUGACAUUUUUUGUACGAAUUAACAAUGUGUAUCCAUGAAUGUAUAACAUUAUUCACCUUCAUGUGCAUGAGAGCUUCUCUGGGAGAAUAUUGUCCUGGGAACUCCGUUGCACUUUUUUUUAAAAAACUAUUUCUGACACUUACCUGGUUCAUUUGAUAUAGAUUAUGAUGAUCUUCUUUUUAAGCGAAA